UCUUCAAAGUGUUUCAGUAUAUAUAGUAUAUUGUUAAACAAUUAUCGUUCUGUAGCAAUAGUAAUUUCUACGCCAUUCCAGGCCACUGAUCUUUCUUUUCAUUUAAAAUGUUUUAUUUUUAGUUUUAUGUGGGUGCAGUAUAGUGUAUAGUGCAAGAGUUUUAUGGAUGAAAUCGAGUAUGACGUAAAAAAAAACUGAAAAACAAUAGUUUACUGCAUAAUGUUUAUUUAAGAGAUGCGAGUGAAUAAAAUAAUAAUAAUAAUAAUUUGUUAAACCGUGGCUGGUUUCCACGAAGCACCAAGUAAAGCGUCAAUAGCGCGAAUGUUGCAGUCUUUCAGUAAUCCAGUAGUAUUUCGGAUUACUUUUAAUUAAUCAUAGUUAUUAAUAUGAUUGUAAGAGUUAUAAUGUAUUAUUUAUUGUCAUUGCAAAGAUACUGUACACUACAUUCAACUGGCAUGAAUUUAAUGAUUGACAGUAUAGACCUUUAAUUUUAUGUAGGCCUACUUUGAGAAACAUAACUAAUGAAUCUCAGUAGAGGACUGAUAUUCAUAAUAGUACGGAUUCCACAACUGCUGAGGCCUGCAACGGCCUAUAAAUGUAGUUUAUACAUGAACAAAUGGGAACUCAUAGGAUACAGGUAAAAUAUAAGCUAUAUGCCUCGAAGUCGCUUUGGAUAAAAGCGACGGCAUUUAUUCAAAUGUGAAAAAAAUCAGUCUACAUAAAUGUUAAGGCAUGAUCACUGGGUGAACGUGUGAUAAAUGUGAAGAGUAAAAUGUUAGUUAGAAUAUAAUUUAAGUGCAAUAUACACAGAGUUAUUAUCUUGAUAAAGCAGCCCACAAAUUGUUGUUUUAUUGUUUGAUUGACAGGUUAUUUAAUGGUUAUUAAAAAAUCUUUGAAAAGCAAAAAAAAAAAAAAAAAAAAAAAAAAAAAAAAAAAACGAGUCCCUUCUACACAACACAAACUUUUUUGUAGCCUUUAAAACAGGAUUUUAUUAUUACAAUAUUUCAUUAUUUAUUUAAAACAUUUCAGCACCUUUUAAACUGGGUCUUCUCACUGACCUUGAGACGUAUUGUCAUACUAGACCUUGACUUUAAGAGGUCUCAUAAAAAAAAAAAAAAAAAACUUGCCACCAAUUCAUUAAGCUGCAUCGCCACCUACCGGUUAGCAUGUGCCUUGCAUUAAGAUCAAAUUCACUUCUGCAUUAAAAAAGUAAACCAUUCUAAGAAUUCAACAGCUAUGAACAUUUAAUAGAGAAUAUGGCGCUGUAAGUUAUGAAUAAAUAUGUAAUAUGCAGUCAUAAAUGAAAGGGGGAAAAGUGUAAUAUAGGCAUAGAGUUAAAAAGUUACAUUCACACUUCUGUUGAUCAGAAAAUAAAAGGUUGCUCUCAUGGUAACAUGUAACUGUUUUACGUUUUGCCCAUGAUGGCGAAUUCAUACGAAGGGUUUAACAACAGCAGUACUUAAACGGCAGUACUUUAAAUAUUUUUUUAUAGUCCUCCGUCAUGCUGUUUUCAGCUUUUAAAAGCGACGCAUUUUCAUAAAAUUAUCUGCCUGGUGUAUUUGGGACAAUUAAAUUCAAAUUAGACUAUGACAAUCAGUUUUACUGCUGCUUUUAAAUGCACUUGGACUUGUAUUUGGUAAAUCCGCUUCUGUACUUUGACCUUGAACUAUACUGAUGUAGGCUACCAUAUAAUUUUCAUGUACACAUUAUUAUUCUUAAAAUAAUAAUAAUUAUUAUUUUAAGGUUGAACAUUAUUGGGUUCUGUGUUGUCAGUACGCAACAGAAUGUGAAUGUCUUAACCUUUAAAAUGGGAUUGCUUUUUCAUGAAUUUACUGGACCCGUAAAAUGUGGGAGGUUGUACUGUCUCCAUUCUUUCCGGAAAUUGCCUGUUUACAAUAGUCAUUUGCCUGCACGUGCGUAUAUGUGCACAUUCUUUAAACCGUGUUUGGAUCAUCUGGACAAAUCUACGGAGGUAAGAUAAAAUAUAACUUGCACAUCUUGCACUAUAGAAUUUGAGAGACAGACUACAACAAUAAUCCGAUAUCCAAAAUAAUGUUUAGUUUCUUGCAACAAUAGCUCGGCAUCUCAAGACAGCCGACUUAAAUGUUUGCCUAGAAAAUAAACUGAAUCGAAUGAAGAUAUUGGCCACUCAAUAACAAAAUGUUGAAAAUAUGGAAUUUUUGGCAUUGGAUCUCUAUCAAAAGUUUAAAUAUUGCUCACAGAAGAUCAAAACCUUUUUCAACAAAAAUAUGUUAGCAUGCGUUUGUAAGCCUAAAAUAUUUUUUAAACCGGCCACGUUGAAUAAAACACGAACGCAGCUCCUUUAAAAGACUAUGUAGCCGUACUAGCAGUAAUGCAUUAUUGUAUUGUAUGUUUUUCCCCCAUUACAAAUUUAGGAAUAUGCCCUAUCCCCAUUUUGUAUUGUGUGUGUGUGUGUGUGUGUGUGUGUGUUUAAAAAAAUGUUUAACAGGAAGUUAUAUUGUAACAGAACGUCACACUGACAUUUUAAGUCCCUAUGUUGAAUAGAUUCGAACACUUGAAAUAAAGCAUGUUUGCCCCCGUGAGCCAAAGGCCUACCAGGACUCUCACUCGCUGUAGCCUUCUUUAUUUAUCAACGCUAUUAUUUAAUGCACUUUAUUAAGUAAGAUAUUCUAAAGAACUGACCGUUUUAGGAUUUUCUUUUCUAUUCUUUUUAUUUUUACUUUAUGUAUUUGCUUUUUCAACCUAUAUUUCACAAAAAUAGCGAAGCAUGCGAUACCCGGACCCUCUUUUACAUUAUGUAACAAAAUUCAUACUUUGAAAUGAAUGGACAAGAAAUUGCUUGGGAUAUCUGCAAAAACUCUUUGUUAUUUCAUAUGCGUUUAAUGCAAUGCCUAUUUCUGACUUUGCAGCGCUACUGUCACAUGGGCGUGGCUAAACGUUUUACUUUGCAUAUCACGUGAUGGUGCAUUAACGAAUCAACAAUUACCUUGCUCGUAUUCUUUAGGGGUAACUAAAACCGGUGUUAAGAAACGUUCGGGCAAGUUCGUCAAAAAUGUGUGAGCACAAUCUUCUUAGUUCUGGGUAUGUUGCUCCCCUAUUGAAUUUUCACUCUCCCGACUCCCUGUACCUCCAAAACUUGCGAGGCACUGGAGUCCAUUUAUCUGGGCUUCCCCAGAUGUCCUACAGUAGACGAGAGGUGUGCUCGCUCCCGUGGAGUUCUCCCAAUUCGUGCACUAUUCCGUCCCAGAGCCGCGCCUACAGUGGCUACUCUCAGCCGUUCUUUAGCAAUUCAGCCGCUGUGAGCGCUAGCCUCAACACUUACAAAAAGGGAUCACUGGAGGAAUCCGGGAGGUACUACUUUCAAGAUGUCAGCCACAAAUCAGAGGAGCCUGGACGACCUAAUGUAGCUUACACAAGUGAACAGAGAAUCACUGGCUCUGCCAGCAACGAAGUUUCAAACUCGGAAAGGCGACAGCAGAACAGGGUUGCACAGAAUGAACUGAACUUCAUUGAGCAGCCAGUGACUGGUGCUUCAACGCAGUCUGUCGGCCCCAACGCUCCAUUUCAACCAUCACUGAACACCCAGACUGUCAGAUCAGCUUUCUCCGAUGGAUUGCCGUGGUGUCCCUCACAGGUGAUGACAUCAUCCAUACAAGAUACUUUUCUUAUGGAGACCCAAGUCCACCAAACCCUUCUAUCUGAAAACGAUUAUCUCCCGACCACUUAUGAGAUGUCAUUUAAUAUUGAAACUGAAUAUUUUGCAAUGUAUAUUCAUUUGCCAAAAACUUGUAUGCAGAAUUUGUAUGUCUGGUGUUUUUUUUUUUUUUUUAAUUGUGGAAAAAUUAUAAUUCCAAAGUUGUAAUGUUAGCCAUGUAAAAAGAUUUGUUUUGUAGUUUAGAACUAGAGCAAAUUUAGAGUAUACACGUGUAUAUUGGAUUCAUAACACAAUCUGUCAUCAUGUACACUGGGCAGCUUAUAUAGCUAAAUUAAUGGAGUCGUGAAAUUUUCAGACGUUCCAACCUUUCUAAUCAUUUUGAAAAAACCUCAUUUGUAUCUUCCGAUCUAAAAACGUAAGUUUUGUUUUUGUUGCAUUUUAACAAAAAUUGUUGUGUAAUAUUUAUUAAGUGUUCUGUAGAUUCUGUAUUAUAUUAAACUUCUGUGUUCUUGUGCGAUAAUUGUCUGAUUUGCUGGGUGAUUUAAAAUGCUCUAAUAAAAAGCAGUGGUGCCUCCAGUCCAAGCUCCAGUUCGUUUGUUAAUACCCAAACUCCGGUGUGCAGAUAUCUUUAUUCUGUGACUCUCCGUCAUUUAUUAUUAUUAUUAUUAUUAUUAUUCUCAAAUUAUAUAUAAUCGAAUUAAACUGAACUUUAACGAGCAAACAAAGUGCUGUAACUCUGCGUUAUGGUGUAUAAGUCAAAAGAGGAACUGGACAACUAAACAAUUCAUUAUUGUUUAGUCGCCCCUACAAUAUAGUAGCCUAUUUACUUUUGUAGAUAUAUAGUAAAAUUUUAUUAAUUUAGCUUUUUAAAAUGUUUGCACUGAUAAAUUAGUUCAAAUUACUACCAUAAUGUUCGUAUUUCUAGAAAUAAACUUGCUGAUUAUUCAUUGGAAUAAUGAUUGGGUUAUUUAUUUUGAAAAGAGUGUAUACAGAACUCACAGAGUGUAUACAGAAGACAAAACUUGCCUAUACGAAACAUAAAAAAUAAAUAAAUAUAAAUCCUAUUUUAAUAUCAGCAUGACAAACCAGUGACGUGGACAUAAAGGUUUGUUGUAUAGGCUUUGCAACCCCCCCC
Molecule: messenger RNA, 4772 nt
Organism: Cyprinus carpio (common carp)
Lineage: Eukaryota; Metazoa; Chordata; Actinopteri; Cypriniformes; Cyprinidae
Gene: hoxd12a
Product: homeobox D12a
Exons: 3
Coding region: 3035-3844 (269 amino acids)
Biological process (GO): regulation of DNA-templated transcription
Molecular function (GO): sequence-specific double-stranded DNA binding; DNA-binding transcription factor activity, RNA polymerase II-specific
Source: RefSeq, a predicted model, not a curated record